Molecule: messenger RNA, 1839 nt
Organism: Diversispora eburnea
Lineage: Eukaryota; Fungi; Glomeromycota; Glomeromycetes; Diversisporales; Diversisporaceae
Source: the annotation of a GenBank genome assembly
AUGACAAAUGAAAAAGGAAUUGGAAUUAUAGAUAUCGGAAGUAAUGGAAUUCGGUUUGGAUUAGUAUCUUCUCUUCAACGUCAUUUACCUGUGUUAUAUGAAGAACGUGCUCCAAUAUCUUUGUUUGAUGCUCAAAAUGAUGAUGAUAAUACUGAACGUAAACCAAUUUCAAAAGAAAUAAUUGAUGAUGUAAUUAAUUGUUUACAAAGAUUUAAAUUUAUAUCUAAACAUUAUGAAAUUGAUAAUAUCAAAGUUAUUGCUACUGAAGCAACUCGUACUGCACCAAAUUCUGAAGAAUUUUUAUUUCGUAUUUAUGAAGCAACUGGUUUAAAAGUUGAAAAAUUAUGUGAAGCUGAUGAAGCUCGUAUCACAGCUAUGGGAAUAAUUGCUACUUAUUAUGAAGUUGAAGGUUUAGUUAUGGAUAUGGGUGGUGGAUCAAUGGAAUUAAAUUUUGUUAUUCAUCAUCCAAAAGAUAAUGAUGGUAUUAUUAAUAUGUCGGAAUUCCCUAUAAACCUUCCUUACGGUGCCGCAGCGUUAAAAAAAUUAUUAAAAGAAGCGAAAGAUCAACAAAAACGUUCACAAUUAUUUAAUACAAUAAAAACUAGAUUAGAAGAAGGUUUCAAAAAAUUGAAUCCUCCUGAAAGUAUUAAAGGUGAAAAUGGAUAUACGGUUUAUAUGAAUGGUGGAGGAUUUCGUUCAUUAGGUUAUUUAAGUAUGUCAGAAGAAAUGAAACAGAAUUCAUAUCCAAUGCCUAUUAUAAAUGGUUAUGGUAUUUUAGCAAAAAAGUUGGUCGAAAUUACUGAUCGAUUUCUUGAUAAACCUAAAUUUCUUAGUGGUAAUCCUUUUCGAAUUAGUAAACGACGUGAAAAACUUCUUCCCGCGGCAUGCUUUUUAUUUAAGGUAUUAAUGGAAGUUAUUCCUUUAGAUUAUGUUUACUUUUGUGAAGGAGGUGUUCGUCAUGGUCAAUGUUUCGAUUUGUUAUCUCCAAUACAACAUCAAAAAGAUCCAUUAGAAUCAUUUAUAUUUAGUCAUCCAUUUCAAUCCCCUUAUCUUACCGUUCAAUAUCGUGAUCAUUUAGUCAACAUAAUUAAAGAAGGUAUUCCAUCAGGAUUAUAUGAUAUCCUUGAUCAUGAUGAAUAUUCAAUAAAAAAAUCUAAUAGACUUGAGCGUCUUCUUCCGAAUCUUGUUUGUCUCGCUCAUUGGUCUAUGAAUCUUGCUAAAGAAUCUCGUCCCAUUGCAGCAUUUUAUUUACCUUUAGCUGGAGGACCACUUAGUGAUGCACCAGGACUUACACAUACUGAUCGAGCAAUUAUAUCAUGGUGUUUAAUGUGGAGAUAUCAUGAAGAUGCUAGUGGAGCAAAGAGUGGAGGAGUUGAGAAAGAUAUAUCAAAUAUGAAUCCUUCAUUAUUUGAUAAUGUAAAGGAAUUGAUACCAGCAGGAAGAGAUGGUAGAAUGGCAUGUGAAAUUAUUGGAAAAUUUAUAGGUUUCGUAAUAUUAACACAUCCAGGUUUUCCGAAAAUUGAAAAUAUCAAAUCUUUAUGCAAAUUUAAAGUCACCGAAAAAAUAAUUGAAAAUUCUAAGAGAAGAAGAUAUAAUGUUCAAUUAACCAUUUUUGGUACAGAAGAAUUUCGUGAACGAACGGAACACAAAUAUCUUGUAAAUAAUUCAAUUGUUAAAAAAAUCAGUAAAAAACUUGAAAAAAGUUAUGAACUUAUUGAAGAAAAAAAUCAAGUUAUUACCGACGAGGUCAUGAGCAUUCAAAAUAGAAAAAGAAGAAAACGAGGAUAUCAUUUAGGCGAAAUUCAUAUACGAGUAAAUUUCUCCGAAAUUAUGGAAUAA